Etheostoma spectabile (orangethroat darter) is the source of this 3476-nucleotide messenger RNA. It is a transcript of the gene marchf9, whose product is annotated as membrane-associated ring finger (C3HC4) 9. Lineage: Eukaryota; Metazoa; Chordata; Actinopteri; Perciformes; Percidae. The record is from RefSeq and is a predicted model, not a curated record. Gene Ontology annotation, molecular function: zinc ion binding; ubiquitin-protein transferase activity. The transcript has 4 exons. Bases 1478 to 2491 code for a protein of 337 amino acids. Gene Ontology annotation, biological process: protein ubiquitination.
UCCGGUUCAUACUUCGCGGGCUCCCGGUUCAUGUGGCCGCAGCGGACACGUCAGGUGGGGGGGGGGGGGGAUCAGCACCCUGGACAGCGGCGGUCUGUCAACAACAAGCAGCCAGAGCUCCGAACCCUGCCCAGCUGCACUUGGAGACCCGGGAGCACGGGGACGCGCACAUCACGCGUCGGAGGCGGAUGGAUGACCACAUAAAAAACCCCGUCUUGUUUACAGGAUGAUAGUUUUUUUUUUUCUCUUCUCCCUGUUCCGGAAGUAGCUGCUGCGUUGGUUCAAUCUCCAAGCCGACCAUUUCGAGGAGGAAAAUCAGCGCCAGCAGGAUGAUCACCUCCUUCUAUCUGGUCCUGUGAUCAAAACCAGUACCGCUGGGGACGGGCUCUCGGAUGCGAAGACAUCUCCAUGCGUCGUUCCCGUCUUUCAUCCCCAGGGUGCCUUUAGAAUUCUGCCUCUCUCUUUUUGACCGUUUUUUUUUUUUUUUUGAAGGGGGGUGGGGGGGGAGCGCUUGCAAUGAAAUGCUGAUGGACAUCGAGGCGAAGAUGGGAAACAUGGGGCUUGUCGCCGCGUUUCCAGCCCCACGCGCCUGAACAAUGCCAAGGAUUGGGGUUUUGAUCUCGAGGUGGAUUGUCGGGGUGAAUGGCUCGGAUUGCUCCUGGAUCCACCAGAGGCUUUACAAAAAGGAGAGGAAAUAGAGAGAGAGAAGGAGUGGGGGGGGGGGGGGGGGGGGAGAGAAAGAAAUGGACCAUGAUCUGACGCUCGGGAUGCUACAGUGAGGGACAAUAAAACCAAAACAUAGACAUACUACUAUAAUCAGCUAAAUCAGACUUCCAUUUCAGCUUUCAUAUUUCCUUUUUGGAUUAUGAUUCUUGACAAGAGUCCCAGAUGUGACUGUGUGGAUGGCAUGUCGUUGUGUUUUACAUCCCAUCUUCUAUUUCCUGGCUCUGUGUUGCUCUCUCUGCCUCUUGUCCACUCUCUCGCGGUCUUCAGCUUCGGGUAGCGAACCAUGUAGGCUGCUGUAUUGUUGUUGCUGCAAGCCCAGCGCACCUGUAAAAAAAAGAAGAAGAAGAAGAAGAAGCUGUCUUUGGAGGGAAAUGGACCGUGGAAAUCAAAGCCCGUGCAAGUUGUAGUGUUUUUUUUGUUUGUUUUGCUUCUGGGGUGCGGUGUAAGAUGCAUCAUCCAUAGGCAGAUGAAUAUUGAAAGAGCGUGUCGGCCAGCUGAAAGAGAAAAUCGUUCAUCCGCAUUGGCUUAGACACACAUGCCAUCAGUGGGGCGAGUGCCUUUUAUUUCUCUGUAUUUCCAAUUAAUAGGCCGGCUGUGGUAUUAAUGAGCAUCAAUAAGAGUGAACAAAUCGGGUGUAUGAAUAAUAACGAUAACCACAAAACCAAUAAUAUCAUAAUAACAAUAAUAGAGGGAGAGGAGACAAAAACAAUUUCCUUUAUUUCAAUCUGGAGGAUUCUUUAUGUAGCCCAACAUGUUUAAGUAUCGGAUCCGCAUGUUUUUUAAUGAACUGAAAGUCCUGGUUUUUAUGCGAUCCGAUUCGAGACAGUCCAGCUCAGACACAGAGAGACGGCCCACCACCAUGCGAGGUCUGGGGAUGGGCGGCUGCGGUUGGCCGCCGUUCGUCGACUGCCAUUCCCGGGAUGACGAGGAGGAGUACUACGGCAGCGAUCCGCGGCCCCGGAGCCUGGCGUUCGAGGACAAGGAGCCCAAGCUGUCCGUGGGCCUGGACGCCGUGUCUCUGGCCAGCACCGCCAGCAGCAUGCGGACCCCCCAGUGCCGGAUCUGUUUCCAAGGCCCAGAGCAGGGGGAGCUGUUGAGCCCCUGCCGAUGUGACGGCUCGGUGCGCUGCACCCACCAGCCCUGCCUCAUCCGCUGGAUCAGCGAGAGAGGAUCCUGGAGCUGCGAGCUCUGCUACUUCAAGUACCAGGUCCUGGCCAUCAGCACCAAGAACCCUCUGCAGUGGCAGGCCAUUUCUCUGACGGUGAUAGAGAAGGUGCAGAUAGCGGCCAUUAUUCUGGGUUCCCUGUUCCUCAUCGCCAGCAUCUCCUGGCUCAUCUGGUCCUCGCUCAGCCCCUCCGCCAAGUGGCAACGCCAGGACCUGCUCUUCCAAAUCUGCUACGGCAUGUACGGCUUCAUGGACAUCGUCUGCAUAGGCCUCAUCAUCCACGAGGGAUCGUCAGUGUAUCGGAUCUUCAAACGAUGGCAGGCCGUCAACCAGCAGUGGAAAGUACUGAACUAUGAGAAGUCGAAGGACCUGGGCGACCCGCUGAGCUCCAGCAGCAAGACGGGGGCCCGCGGCUCUCGGGCCAGCCCCCACGGCCUGGCCAGCAGCAGCGGGGGGCGGCAGAGCCGGAGGUUAAGGACUAUCCUGAACCACCACUGUGGGUACACCAUCUUGCACAUCCUGAGCCAACUGCGGCCCAACGACCCGCGGAUCGGCGCCGCCUCCAACCGGGAGGUGGUGAUGAGGGUCACCACUGUAUGAGCCAGACCAGGCGAUGGGACAGACCUCGUCUUUGUGUCCUGAUGUAAAUGAGAGGACAUGGACCGAACGUUAAAAACCACAGACUCACGCGUGGAGCCGAGCGAUGCCGCAUCAACAGACACUGGAGGAUUUCUCCUUUUAUUUCUUACAACAAAAAGAAAGCCAGAUGCUCCCUUUCAAAAAUUAAAGAACGGAUGAAAAGAAGGAUGCAUUAAAAGACAUGACAUGAAAUGUUUGGAGGAGAAAAAAAAGUGUAAACAGGCUUUAUAACCUAAUCCAAGAGGAAGAGAUGUUUUUUUUCCAGUUCAAUAUCAGGAUGCACAAAAGACAUUUUCCUUUUGAGUUCUCUCUUCUUUGGUUUGAUUUGUAUCUUUUUCUUCUUUUUUUGGGUUUGUUUUUCUACUCACUUUGAUUUUGUACGGAUGUAUGAUUUUAGAGGAAAUCAUGUAACUCCAUACAUGCCAGGCGUUUCCAGACAACUAUGUAUAAUGAUCUUAAAAUUUCUACAAGAUAACCAACCGAUGCUGGUAAAUAGACCGAAAACUGAAACAAACAUGAGGGGGAAAACACAACUGAACAAUAAGUCGUUACAAGUUAAAAAAAAAAAAAGAAAAAAAAUUGAGAAAAAGAAGAAAAAAAAAGAAAUCAGUAAGAUUUCAGUGACACUUAACCUUUCUGCAAUAAAGAUAUGUACCGGUAUGUACAUUUCACAGGGGGUUUUGCAUGGGUAUAUCAUUUUAUUCUUCAUCACAUAACAUAAGCACAUGACAAAUUUGCUCUAUUUCGAAUGGUGCUUGCCAAAAUAAACACUUUAGAAACAUCUGAUUUCAUUGCACCAACUUUUUGUCAACGUGACAAAUGGCAGUGUGUUACAGCUAUUUCAGCUCAAGUACAGAUUGUUGCUGCUGUGUGCUGAUAUCAGAUUUGAUAAUAAGUGAACUAUUGGAUUAAAAAUGGGGAUCGGAUGAUCUCUUACUACUCAGUC